Molecule: messenger RNA, 1098 nt
Organism: Amorphotheca resinae ATCC 22711
Lineage: Eukaryota; Fungi; Ascomycota; Leotiomycetes; Helotiales; Amorphothecaceae
Exons: 1
Coding region: 1-1098 (365 amino acids)
Biological process (GO): steroid biosynthetic process
Molecular function (GO): 3-beta-hydroxy-Delta5-steroid dehydrogenase (NAD+) activity
Source: RefSeq, a predicted model, not a curated record
AUGGCAUCAGACCUAGGUGAAAUUCUCGUAGUCGGCGGCUGCGGCUUCCUAGGCCACAACAUCAUCCUCGAGCUUUCUCAGAACAACCCGUCCUCGUCGAUCUCGGUCCUCGACUUACGCACCGACGCAAAUCUACACCCUUCAGUCUCUUACUACAGUGCCGACAUUACGCAGAAAACCCAAGUCGAAGCUGUCUUCGCGAAAGUCAAACCCAAAACCGUAUUCCACACAGUUUCGCCGCACCCACUCCAGCGCGACCACCAGCUGUUACACAAAGUCAACGUGGUUGGGACACAAAAUCUCGUCGAAUGUGCGCAGCAAGCUGGCACUACCGCCUUUGUGUACACAUCUAGUACAUCCGUCAUCCAUGACCACUACAGUCCUCUAUGCGAUGUCACCGAAUCCCUUCCCGUCCUGUUCUACCCACAACAACCAGAGCACUACUCACACACCAAAGCUCUGGCUGAGAAACUCGUAUUAGACGCCAAUCGCGUCAGUGGUAUGCUGACCGUCGCUAUUCGCCCGACCACUAUCUACGGCGAGGGAGAUUUACUAAUCACUGCGAAUCUGUGUCGAAAUUCAUAUAUGGGAAGAGCCAAAUACCAGUUGGGCAAUGGCAAGAAUUUGAUGGAUGUUACUUAUGUUAGGAAUGUGGCAUUUGCGCAAUUUCUAGCGGCACAAGCUCUAAUCAAGGCCUCAUCCACUCUCUCUGCUCUACCUGAAACUCAGCGUGUGGAAGGCGAGGCCUUUUUCGUAAGGAACAGCGAACGGUACCCAUUUUGGGAGAUCAAUCGUAUUGCCGCAAGAAUUGCGGGUUAUCCGGUUCAGAAAGAAGACGUGAGGGCUAUUCCACUGUGGCUAGUGAUGGUUUUUGCUUUUCUGUCGGAGUGGCUCUUGUGGGCAUUCACAUUUGGGAAGAGAGAGCCGCUACUGACAACGAGAGUUGUCAGGCUUAUUACAAUUGAGCGCACAUUUUGCAUUAACAAGAUCGAGGAGAGGUUAGGGUAUCGGGCGCGAUUUACCACGGAGGAGGGGUUAGAGAGGGCAGUUGGGUGGUACAUGAGAGAGGUAUAUGCGAAGGAGAAGAAGAUACAGUGA